GUCGGAAGCCCAUCCGGAGCUAGCCCUCAGAGCCGGAAGAGGCGCUGCCGCCGCUAUUGCCGUCAGUCAUGCCGAAGCACGAGUUCUCCGUGGACAUGACCUGUGAGGGCUGCUCUAAUGCAGUCAGUCGGGUCCUCAGCAAGCUGGAAGGAGUUCAGUUUGACGUUGACCUGCCCAACAAGAAGGUUUGCAUCAACUCCUCUGAGCACAGCGUGGACACUCUGCUGGAGACCUUGAAGAAAACAGGAAAAGCCGUUUCCUACCUCGGCCCCAAGUAGCAGGGUCCUGGCCUCUGGCCCGGAGGAUGGACCAAAGGGGGCAGAUGCAGCUCUGGAGGUGCUUCCUCUAUGUCAAGAAAUUUGGAAGACAGCUUCCUGGCCAACCAACUGGAAGAUACCCAUAUUUGUGCCCAUUCCAAAGAUAGGCGAUCCAACAGAACAUGGAAAUUAUGGAACAUGUGACCUCAAUGCCACCCAGCAUGUCUUCUUUUUCAAAGUGGGCAACUGAGAGCUUAACAUAACUAAGGCCAUGAUAAACCUGUAAGUUGUUCUUCCUCUGCCUGCCUCCUCACAUACCUCUGUUAACGACUUUGUUUGGACCAAAUGUUAAUGACUUUGUUCUUUGUUUUAAACUGAUGCAAAUAAUCUUUUGUUCUGGCGGGACUACCUGUGGCAUACAACCCCCACAGGAAAGUUGGAGCCCAGGUAUCAGAUAUGUAUGUCUUUAGCCUAAUAAAGAAAUGUCUGGCAGGGGACUACAAAGACACUUGUAACCCUUGUAAGAUUCUAUAUAAGCUCUAAUGUAAAACUGCUCUUUGGGACUCCAUAGAGACAGCCUUGUGAUGUAUGCAUCUCCUUAAUAAACUUUCUCACUCUUUCUGACUUGGAGUAUGUUUCAUUGGCUCGACUGCUCCAGGGCACGGACCCUAGUCAGGUAACAAACAAUAUCAUUAAUAUCACACGCAAGUAAAAUUUUACUGAAGAUCAUUAAGAAGUAGUUGCAGCUGUACAUCGACAGGGAAAUUCAAGAAAUUCAAGCUGGAUUCAGAAGAGAACGUGGAACAGGGGAUAUCAUUACUGAUGUUGCAACUUCUUAAUGGGUUGUGGUCUCUGAUAUGUUAACAUUUGAUGGGCGACUGAUUUAGGUCUUUUGUUUUUCACUCAUGGUUUUAAAUACAGUUUGAGGUAUACAAAAUGAUGUAAAAGUCAGUAGUUUGUGGAACUGAGAAAUAAUCACAGAACGUGGCUUAAAAAUCCCAGAACUAGAAACUUCCCAAAAGCUUUUCCAGCUUUGACAUUCUAGAAUUCUAUUCUCUGGGGAUUGGCAGGGACCUUUACAUUAUCAUCAGGACUGAGAACUGUGUUCCUGGUUUCUUUUGAUUCAGCACAGCCCUGGCCAAAUAUCCCGAAAAACUCUUUGUCAUUCAGUAGCCUUCUCUUUGGGCCGUGGGUUCCCCAGAGGAGGUAUAGUUUACUGGGGCACUGAAAACUCAGUGCUUAAAAGUAUUGGCUGCUUCUUAGCAGGGGGUGGCUCAGAUUUUCCCCCCUGAGGUCUCAGAUUGUUGUAGUACAAGGGGCUACCCUUGGUUCAGCACAUUCAUUUUUCAGAGGAGAAAGGGUGGAUACAGAGAGGCUGAGGGAUUUACUAGUGUGAAGUGUAACUCAUAGCAGGGCUGAGCCUAGUACUGACUUGUCCUGAUGGUUUCCAUUACCAUCAAUUAUAAUAGCUUGAAUUUCAUAUUCACUUUCUAUGUGCCAGACUCUGGGCUAAGCAUUUCACAUACUUUACCUCAUUUGAUGCUCACAGCAACCCUGAGAGAAAGGUACUGUUUUUUUUUUUUGCUUUGUUGUGUGUAAUAAUAAUGUUUUAUUGCGCUUUAGGUGAAAGUUUACACAGCAAAUCAGGUUCCCCUUCAAAAAUUUUUAUACAGAUUGUUCCAUGCCAUUUGUUACAAUUUUUAUAAUGUGUCAGCAUUUUAAUUAUUUCCAUUCUGUUUGUUCUGUUUCCGUUGAUCUAGUUUCCCUUCCCCUCCUUGCCUUCUCGUUUUUGCUUUUGGAUAAAUGUUGACCGUUUGGCCUCAUACAGUUAAUUGUUUAAGGAAGCACAUUACUUACGAGUGAUAUUAAUAUUUUAUAAGCCCAUGUAUUAUUUGGCUGAAAGGUAACUUGUAGAAAUAGCUUCAAUUCCAAGUUCAAAGGGUAUCUUAGAGUGGUAGUCUCGGGGGUUCCUCUAGUCUCUAUCGGUCCAAUAGGUCUGGCCUUUUUUAGGAAUUUGAGUUUUGUUCUACAUUUUUCUCCCGUUCUGUCUGGGACUUUCUACUGUGUUUUCUGGUCAGAAUGGUCAGUAGCAGUAGCCGGGAGAUAGGUACUUUUCUCCCCCCCCCCCAUCUGCCAUUUCACAAAUGAGGAAACUGCAAUCCAGAUAAGUAACUUGCCCAAGGCCACAUUGUUCCUUGGUGUGGACCAGAACGUGAACCCAGGCAGUGCGACUGCGGAGCCCACACUUUAACUUCUAUGCUGCUGCUCUUUGUGUGAGGAGGAAGACACUACCAUGGGGCAAGAACACUUCAUCACACCACCUGGAUGUCACACUCCCCCCCCUCCCCAGACCAAUCUUUGCCCCAAUUUUAUGCUCCUGCAUCAACCUCUUGAUGUCUAAUUUAGCACCUUGGCCCAGGGAAGAAUAUGCCCUGAAGGGCAGGUAGAGAACUUUCCACCAGUGCACAAACCUAUCCUUCAAAGGAAGUCAAUGUGUUGGCCUUAACCAAGAGCAUCCUUCUCAACCUGUUGAUGUGAGUCAAUCCCCUAAUACUGCAAAUGGCUUAACUGGAGCUUCACAACCUGCAAAGGUUCUGACCCCAGAUAUGGGAGAACCACCAAACUAAACUAAGUAUCCGUCAAGUUGAUUCUGACUCAUGGCAACCCCGUAUGUGCCAGAGUAGAAAACUACAUAGGGCUUUCGAUGGCUGACUUCUCGGAAGUAGAUCACCAGGGCUUUCUUCCAAGGCACCUCUGGGUGGAGUUCAAUUGCCAACCUUUUGUUAGCACCCACGUGCAUUAACUGCACUGCCCAGCGACUCCAUGGGGAUCACAAUUUCCCCAGAAGGGCAGUGCCAUCCCCAGACCUUGCCUGAGCAGCCCACAGCAGGCCUUCUUCUUUGGCAGCUUUCUGUGUUGUAUACACAAUCAAACUGCAGCAAUAGAGCCUUUCCGUCUGCUACCACUUACUUUUCUCCUGGGCAAAGAAGCCAGGGAAGGGCCUAAUGGACUACAUGAAGCUCUGAGAGUGGAAAGCAUUGUGGAAAGUGUAAGCUGUUUAGUUCAUCCCCUGUUCUUCAGGAGUCUCUUUGUCCCCCAAAACAGGAGGCUUUUAGUCCAUUUCAGAGGUGGAGGUAGGAAGGGAUGAGGUCAUGGGCCUAAGAGACUGUUCCUUAUUGAAGGCUCUAGGAAGACCCAGGGGCAGAGGGUGUUACUUUUAUCCUUAUUCUGACAAUUCUUCUUAGAGGAAUAUUGGUGUGGUGCUGGGCAGUCUGUUCAGAGGACUGAGGGAAGGUGAUGGUUAGAACAAUGAAAGAGAACCAGCUUAUCUGGCCUGCCUCUUAAAGAGCAAGUCUCUACCUGCAUAAUUCUGGAAAAUUCCAACGCUUCAAAAGGCCCAGUUUGAGCAGAGCUACAGUUGAAGAAAACAAAAUCCCAUAGUCACAAGUAAUUUAAAAACUCCAAUUGUCACUUUUUUAUCUCUAAGAAUAUUUAAAAGGAUCUAAUUAAUAAUUCAUACAAAAUUCCAUUUCCAUUCCUAUUAAGUUCCCUAUCUCCCCAACUCCUGAGAAUACCCCCAACUGCUAGGAAACACUACAAAACUGUACACUCAUGACUUUUGAAUUUUUGUCUUUCCUUUCUUACUUUUUGUUUUUAAAUAACUACAGGUUCACAUGUUGAAUCGACUCUGUGGUAACUGAUUUUUUGGUCUUACAAAUUCACAAGAAGUUGAAAAUACAGUACAGACAGGCCCUGUGUACUUUUCACCCACUUUCCCCCAAUGGUUACAUCUGACGUAACUCUUUCCUAUUAAAAUUUAAUAGCUCAUCUAAUCCUUGCAACAACUCUAUGAAGUAACUCUCAUCGCCCCCAUUUUAUAGAUGAAGAAGCUGAGUCCCAUAAAAAUGAAAUACAUUACUCAAGGUCUCCAGCAAGUUGGCACAGACUCAGCACUUAAAUUCAAGAUCUUACCGGCUCCAAAAUUUGUGCGUGACCAGGUUAAUUUUUAUCUUUCUCCCACUCCUGCCCUGGGCCUCUCCAGGAAAGAGAAAAGUCUUGAAAAGGUCCAGCCCCCCGCCCCCCAAAAAUGCAAUUCUUCACAUGCCUCAGAAGAAUAAGGGCAAACUACAAUGCGCUAAAAUUUGGAGGGAGCUUCUGCUACAUAGCUUGGCUGUAGAGUCAUCAAAAUUAUUUUUGUGACUAGACAGUCAGUUCCAGACACUGCUUCAGAUCGUUUCUGAGGCCAGAACAAACUUUUUCUCUCCUUAAGCUUCCCUUUUCCCCCUCUCAUGACUUUCUUCCUUUCUCUACCUCCUGCUUAGAUGUUCCUUUUAGGCCAUAGGGUAAUAUUCCUCUUAGCACCACAGGGUGCUUCUUCUUACUGCUGGCCUUGACUCAUAGAUGUGAGGAGAUGGCUACAUGCCUGCUAGCCAUGGUAUCAUAGUCAGCACGGAAUCUCUCAGAGACAGAAAUAGGAUUUCUUCUGUUAACAGUGACAGAAAACCCAACCCAAACCAGCUUAAACAAAAAGGGGAUUUAUUGGCCCAUGUAAAAGAAACCAGGAGCUGGGCUGUAUGUCAGAUAAGAAAUGCAUUCUGCUACAUGUCACAGAAACUUGAUUCCAGAGGCUUUUUUUCCACACUUUUCUAGAAAUCUAGAGGUUGGCCACCUAAGGAUGAUGUAGUAUAUAUACAUGUCACCAUUGGUGCCUCAGCUCCUUCUGUCAGCCUUUCCUUGUGAGUUCCAUUCUCUCUUUCUCCACUUGUAGUCUUGUGUCAGUAAUCUAAGAAUGAAGAAGAGGGAUGAAGGACCAAGUCUACUUCCUUUCACAAGCUUUUCUGAAAGCCCUACCCAGUGGCUUCUACUUAUAAGUCAUUGGCUGGAGGCACGUCACAUGUCCUGUCUGCACUGCAAGUUAGUUUAGGAAGCUGAGUAUUUUGAGCUGGACAUAGAGCUUCCUGAACAAAAUCCUAGGCAGAAGAGAAAGGAUAUUGGGCAGGCAAAUGGUAGUGUCUUCCCAAUGCUGGUUUAAGGACUCAGACCGAUGCAGUCCCAGGACCAGGCUUUUUCUCUCUCUCUCUACCCUGCCCUCCAUCAUAGUGGGUUCUUGCACAUUCAUGCUGGCCUCCCUUUGUGAUCUGGGAAUGCUGCUGCUACUCUGAGUUGUACACCCACUCCUAGUCAAGCCCACUAGGAAAAAUCUAGAUUCUCUGUUGCAGUCAUACAUUCCAUCUCAUGUCUUCCCUGAAAGAGUCACCGUGGCCAAGAGGAAUGGAAUGGCUUAGCCCUAGUCUCAUGCUCUGUUUCUAAUGUAAAGGUGAAACCCCACCUGGAGCAUAUGGGCUAACAGUGUGGAAGACGGUAAUAGAGGGAAGUGAAUGCUGGCAGCCCCAAACUAAACAGAAUCCUCGGUGUCAUUGUGUUCAGAGAUUUUUAAAUCACUGGAGGUAUGUCAGACCAAAACCCACUGCCGUCGAGUCGAUUCUGACUUAUAGCGACCCUAUAGGACAGAGUAGAACUGCCCCGUAGAGUUUCCAAGAAGCACCUGAUGGAUUCAAACUGCUGAGCUCUUGGUUAACAGCUGUAGCACUUAACCACUACACCACCUGGGUUUCCGAGGUAUGUCUGAGCUUCUCUAAAU
Loxodonta africana (African savanna elephant) is the source of this 5898-nucleotide messenger RNA. It is a transcript of the gene ATOX1, whose product is annotated as antioxidant 1 copper chaperone. Lineage: Eukaryota; Metazoa; Chordata; Mammalia; Proboscidea; Elephantidae. The transcript is spliced from 4 exons. Gene Ontology annotation, molecular function: copper chaperone activity; metal ion binding. Gene Ontology annotation, cellular component: cytosol. The record is from RefSeq and is a predicted model, not a curated record. Bases 69 to 278 code for a protein of 69 amino acids. Gene Ontology annotation, biological process: copper ion transport.